AUGGAAGCAGGGGUGGCAAUUCACCAAAUUCGAGUUACUGUAACCAGCCACAGCGUAAAAUCUCUGGAGAAGAUAUGUGCUGACCUGCUCAGAGGCACAAAGGAGAAUAAUCUCAAAAUGAAAGGACCAGUUCGAAGGCCCACCAAGACUCUGAGAAUUACUACAAGGAAAACUCCUUGUGGUGAAGGUCCUCAGACUUGGUAUCCUUUUCAGAUGAGGAUCCACAAGCGACCCACUGAUUUGCACCAUCCUUCUGAGAUUGUUAAGCAGAUGACCCGUCAGUGUGGAGCCAGGACUUGA
Messenger RNA from Neomonachus schauinslandi (Hawaiian monk seal), 300 nucleotides. RefSeq names its product 40S ribosomal protein S20-like. Gene Ontology annotation, molecular function: structural constituent of ribosome. The record is from RefSeq and is a predicted model, not a curated record. The coding region runs from base 1 to 300 and encodes 99 amino acids. Gene Ontology annotation, biological process: translation. NCBI's taxonomy places the organism in Eukaryota, Metazoa, Chordata, Mammalia, Carnivora, Phocidae. Gene Ontology annotation, cellular component: cytosolic small ribosomal subunit; ribosome. The transcript has a single exon.